UUUUUUUCUGCCAGUGGUCUAAUCUAACUUCGAUAUAAUAGGUUAUUUUGUUGGAUGAGAUGUCAAAAAAUCGACUCACUUUCAGUUGCGCGCACAGUGGUCAGAACUGAUCUGAAGCUAGUUGUUCGGUGAAGUAGGCGACUUGAUUCCUGCUAUGACUAACUUUGAUCACAAGCAAUAAAUAGCCUACAGCUCGUGGUCGCUGACAGUCUAUGGAAUAUGUACGUAUACAAUGCGGUAUGAGUGAAGCGAAGUAGGCUACUAGACUACAAGAACAAGCAUUCAUGGCUACCGAUGAGUCAACAAUGAUUGUAACUUUUUCUGAAGUCCAAAGUCGCUUCUAGGCUACAAAUGGGUUCCAUGUUUGAUCUGAGCGUUGCUGUAAGACUCUAUUUGCUGUCUUGUUUCGUUGUAUCUGUGGACUUCACUUUAGGCUUGGGACAAAGCCAAGAUACUGAAUUCACGUUUCAACUCCCUGCAGGUAGAACAGAAUGUUUCUACCAAACAGCUACGAAGAACGGAAGCCUGGAAGUAGAAUACCAGGUGAUUGCAGGUGCAGGCCUGGAUGUGGGCUUCACCCUGAUCUCCCCCAGCGGAUACAAGCUGGCCUCUGAGUUCAGGACAUCUGACGGCAUCCACACGGUGGAGCCUACAGAGGAUGGAGACUACCGGCUGUGUUUUGACAACAGCUUCAGUAAGCUUUCUGAGAAGAUGGUGUUCUUCGAGGUGAUUGUAGAGGGCCAGCCUGGGGACACCUGGGGCGAUGAAGAGUGGGCUGACAUGGCCGAGCCAGAGAGUAUGGUGGAGUACAAACUGGAAGACAUCAGGGAGACCAUGGACUCAGUGCACAGGCACCUGGAGCGGAGCCGGCAGCUUCAGACCAUGCUGAGGGCCUUCGAGGCCCGGGACCGCUAUCUACUGGAGGACAAUCUGUGGAGGGUCUCGUUCUGGUCCUCCAUGAGCCUCCUGGUCAUCCUGACCGUGGCCGUCACACAGGUCUACACCCUCCGACGCCUCUUCGACGACAAGAGGGUCUGCAAACCCUAGUGUCCAGUAGUAUCUUCCACCACCCCCACACCCUUCCCAGUGGUAUCUUCCACCACCCCCACACCCUUCCCAGUGGUAUCUUCCACCACCCCCACACCCUUCCCAGUGGUAUCUUCCACCACCCCCACACUCUUCCCAGUGGUAUCUUCCACCACCCCCACACCCUUCCCAGUGGUAUCUUCCAGCACCCCCACACCCUUCCCAGUGGUAUCUUCCACCACCCCCACACCCUUCCCAGUGGCAUCUUCCACCACCCCCACACUCUUCCCAGUGGUAUCUUCCAGCAGACUCACAAACUUCCCAGAGGUAUCUUCCACCAUCCCCACACCCUUCCCAGUGGUAUCUUCCACCAUCCCCACACCCUUCCCAGUGGUAUCUUCCACCACCCCCACAUCAUGCCCAGUGAUAUAUUCCAGCAGACCCACACACGGCCCGAUGGUAUUUUCCACCACCCCCACACCCUUCCCAGUGGUAUCUUCAUCAAAGAUGCCAUAGAAGGGUGUUGGGACUAACAGGACCCCACUGUAAAGUAAUGGUUUCAGAGAUUGAAGAAGAGACACUAUUGACAACAGUGAUGACUGUUAGUAAGGAUUUAGUGAUGUUUGUGUGUGAUGAGCUUGAUUCAGCUUUUGAGUGGCAGAAAAGUGCAUGUUUGUAUGUGAGUCAUAAACACUGUAUAAUGAUGUUUUGACAAUUUAUUGUCAAUCUAUCAAACAAGAAACCAAUGCAAUAGCAGAUCAUGUGGUAGUAUGUUUUUAACAUGGUAUCUUAAGAGUGACUUUACAAAUAUAAUUUAUUUAAUGACAUGGUUAUAACACAACUACAGCAAAAUAAACACACACACAAAAAAAAAAACAUUAUACUCUUGAAAUAAAUUAAUUCUGGAGAAAGAGUAGCCUUGCAAAGCCACUGAUCCCGCAAGCUUACAUUAAAAGCUGCAGUGGUUAUCAGUCUGUUAAUUAUGAGGCAAGAGAAAUAAGUCUUACAUGCAUCAAUGGCUGUCCUCAUGGGAUGGUUUUAUUGAAUUACAGACAUUACAUUUUUAUUGAAAUAUAGUGUUUGCCAGAGAUCUGGUGAGACGAAGCCAAAGAGUUGAGACAUUCAAAAAAUUAUCCCUGCCAGGAGAAUGUUGCAAAGUCAACCACAAGCAUAGUUGUUAUAUACACCUCCAACACCACAAAACCAGAUCCAAUCAUUCAUUUGAAAUUUGAGUGUCAAAAGUGUGCAGCAAAAGAAAAUAAGGCAAUCUUAUUGGCUACCACAAAACAGCACUGGAUUAAAGGCAUAUCGCAAAGUUCUGCAGUUGACAUCAGUUGGAUCUAUUAUUGACACUGUACUACAUUAUAAUCACAUUACCGGUAUAUGCCCUUCUUCAUACAACUAUCCUACUAUCCAUACUAUCAUACAACUAUCCAUACAACUAUCCAACUAUCCAUACUAUCCUUACUACAGUAUAAAGAUAACAUACAGCAUAUGCCAUAUAGAAGAGGCCUUUAUUCAAAGUGAUUUACAGUCAUCCGCGCAUACAUUUCCAGUAUGAGUGGUCCAGGCAGGAUUCAAACCUACGACCCUUGGUGUUGCAAGCACAAUGCUCUACCGACUGACCCUUGUGCAAGGCAUCCACUGGAACAUGCAUGGUUUGAAGCUCUCUUCUGAACAUGACAUGACCCUCGCUGUUAAAAGCUUUGUAUACUUCUGUGCUCACUCAGCAGUGGAGGACCCAGCACUACCUGAUUAAUUGAGCUGUUCCUAACAUUCUUCACCUCAUCCCUUCAAAUAGUCACCUUACCGUUUGGUUUUUGGGGCCCUCCCAAUACACUACCAUAUAAUAUUAAGGGCUGUCAUCAUCCCUCAUCCCCAACUGACACGUCAAUUCUCAAAUAAUCUACAGUUCCACCUACACACAAUGUAUUUACAAUCAUCUAAAUAAACCAAACUUCUACACUUCAAUCAUUUUUAUAGGAGUGUUCUACAAACGUGUUCAAUAGUCAUUCAGACACGGAUCUGUUGAGAAAUGCCCAUAUUUUAAAACUGCACUGUACAUAAAACCAAGAGGAGAGGUUAUGCCCCAGGAGAUAGCUAACACAAACAAUCACUGGAUUUCAUUACGAAUUUGGCACAUGAGCAAACAAUUUUAUCAAUACAAAAAUAAUUUCAUUUUCUCAAUGUUUGUUUAGUAUGGAAAUAGUGAACAGAAGUUGAACCCCUACUGAGAGUGGUGUCAGAAUUCAGCCAGGCUACAGCUCGCUAAACCCCCUGGAGGGGUUGGAGUUUUCAGAAUACACCCCCCACACUUCUAGAACAGUCUGGGUAGGUGCCAGCUAUUAAAGGCCCAAUGCAGCUGUUUUUAUCUCAAUUUCACUUUAUGAAAAAAAACUUUUAAAGGAGGCUGAUUUUCCUGAAAUGCCGUCAGUUAUUGUAAAACGAGUACGUUUGACAGUUGCCAUUGAAAAAGCUGCCUCUUGUAUUUCAUGUUAUAAACUAAGUUAUGGCUUUUAGAGUUUAAUCAGCUCUGCAACCUGUUCUUUGGAGAAUAUUUAAGGUUAAGGUGUUCAAGGUUUAUGAUUCUUCGCAGGUCUGGUUCUCUUGCUGGUUUGUGGACAGUGCACCCCCAAUCCUAUCCUGCUUUGGGGCAAGGUCACCACUGGUUACGACGAGCAGGAGCAGGCCGCCUGUUCAGGGACAAUCAUAACGACAGACCAACAUUAAUAACUCUCUCCCAUUCAAGUAUUUUUGAUGCGUAAUACAGUUUGGUGAUUGUAAGGGGUCUAACAGACCUUUUUUUGUAAGGGAAGACUUAGGAACAUUUAUUUCCUAAAAUUGUGUUUGUGUCCAUCACAUUUUUUACAUCUCCCUGCUUUCUUUAGCUAAUGAUUCCUAUUACCAUAGCUGCCUGUUUUCUACAGGCAAUGUGAUCUAUUAUGUGCAGCAAGAGACAAAUCAAAUCAAAUUGAUUAGACCAUAAACUUGAACAUUUAAUUGAAAAACAGCAUACUUGUACACCAAAGGCCUUCUACAACCCACCACCACUAUUAUUACUAACACUACAGCAGAGUAUUGAGUUGUAUAGUAGAGUAUGUGCACCUUGUAUUCAGAGAAACAUCAGGAAGGAAGAAAAAAGAAGAAUGAAUAAGUUAUUAUUCCAGGAAUUCCUGUCCUUCACAACUUUCCUUCCACUUUUAACUCAAGUCGAAAGGCAAGCAGCCUGUUGGCACAGAAACACCAUAGCAACAUCCACAGUGAAGGAGGGGGAAGAAGAGAGGAAGGCAUACCAGGAGAGAGAACCAUGAGGACAACCAAUGAGAGAGGAGAGAGAGGGGGGACCACACAAGACACAAGGAGACACCAACCACCAGUCUCUUUAUUGUACACAACACCUCUUUAUUUAGCGCUCAUGUUCCAAAUGGGUUCAUUUGUUUAUUCAAAUCCAGGAAAUUACUAGAGGCACUUGACAAGGCUUUGCAAAAACUAAAGAAAGAUUGACGCAGGUCAGUUCCCCCCACC
Molecule: messenger RNA, 4551 nt
Organism: Oncorhynchus mykiss (rainbow trout)
Lineage: Eukaryota; Metazoa; Chordata; Actinopteri; Salmoniformes; Salmonidae
Product: transmembrane emp24 domain-containing protein 1
Source: RefSeq, a predicted model, not a curated record